Habropoda laboriosa is the source of this 1151-nucleotide messenger RNA. RefSeq names its product D-arabinitol dehydrogenase 1-like. Gene Ontology annotation, molecular function: oxidoreductase activity; zinc ion binding. Bases 50 to 1066 code for a protein of 338 amino acids. The transcript is spliced from 6 exons. Lineage: Eukaryota; Metazoa; Arthropoda; Insecta; Hymenoptera; Apidae. The record is from RefSeq and is a predicted model, not a curated record.
CGAGAACGUGUGUUCACAUAGUGUAACGUAUAGCAGCAUAGGCGAUAUCAUGGAAUUCCUCAGUUUCGACGUGAAGAAUCUUACUCUAUCGUUGCGCAAGGCGGAAAUACCGAAGCCAGGACCGAACGAUGUUCGAAUUAAAGUCGCUUAUUGCGGGAUCUGCGGGACAGAUCUUCACAUACUCGAAGGAGCAUUUCCGUGCAAGAAGGAAGGUUUCCUCACCCUGGGCCACGAAUUCUCAGGCACGGUGGACGCUGUCGGCACAUCGGUGAAGACUGUAAAAGUCGGCGAAAAGGUGGCUGUCGAUCCUAACAGCGGUUGCAACACGUGCAACUUCUGUCACAGCGGGACUUAUCAGUUUUGUAGCGCCGGUGGUAUAAACAGCACGAUAGGGAUCUACAAAGACGGCGGUUUCGCCACGCACGCGAUCGUCCCGGAAAGUCAGGUUCACCUGAUACCUGACGAUGUGGAUCUGGAGCAAGCUGCUCUCACCGAGCCACUCUCGUGUUUGGCACACGGAUGGGACAUACUCGAUGGUGUUCCUGUUGGUAGCAACGUGCUUAUAACUGGAGCCGGGAUAAUCGGUAUUUUGUGGGCCUGCUUGCUGCACCUGCACGGUCUCAGGAAAACCGUGACGGUCAGCGAGCCGCAGGAACCACGACGAAAAUUACUGUCAAAUCUUGAUUUGGAUUACGAAAUAAAAGCUCCAGAUCAAUUGAAGGAAGGGUUCGACGUGGCCAUAGACUGCAGUGGCUCAGGUCCAGCCAUGGAGGCAGCUAUACCUUUGUUGGGACGAGGUGGCCGCUUAUGCGUGUUCGGUAUCGCUAAUCCUAAAGCGAAAUUCUGUAUCGAACCGUUCCAGAUUUACAUGAAGGAGUUGAAAAUCAUCGGUGUAAACAUAAAUCCGUUCACGUUCCCCAAAGGACUGGGUUUGUUACGUGCAAUGGCCGAACGAUAUCUGAAUUACGAGAAGUUAGGUAUUAAAGUAUUCUCGUUGUCUCAAUAUCGUGAAGCUUUGGACAGCCUGAAACGUGGACAUAUCAGCAAAGCGGUGUUCAAAAUGUAAAAAAGAAUUAGAAUGGUGAACCACAGUACUAUCAGCAACCAUGAAGAUAAGCUGCACCGAUCUGCUGCUGCCCACUGAAGUCCCG